ACUUUCUAUAUUAUAACAUCAACUAUAUCCUAAAACACGGAUGUAUCAUUUAAUGUCCUACUUGAGAAAGACAGUAUCUUAACAGGAUAAUGAGUCUGAAUAAUGACUUUGUGUUACUGAGUAUGAUAACAAAUGGAUAAUAUCUCAAUACAUUGUAAAAUCUGUAUAUAUUAUAUAGCAUUACACAAUCUGUCAAUACUAAAAGAAGGAGUUUACACCUACCUGGUUUAACAAACAAUGUCUGGGAGUCAGUGUUGUAGGUAUGUGUGCCAAGAGUUUCAACUGAAGAGGUUUGGGUGCUCUGAGGUCCAUCCUGCAAGAUUCUCCUAUAGUCAGUGGAGAAUCCCAUUAGAAGUAGUUUUGGUGUACAGAUUUCUCGUUGCUGCAUACUGUAUAUUCUGGCUGAUCUACACAAGUCGAUACGGCUCUGUCCAAGUUGUCAAUGGCGCUGAAAUACCAAUGUUUGCUUUCCUCACAACAUGGACAUAUUUUGUGUUGACCGUAUACCUUACGUUACAUUUUCUCUCGUGUGUGCUUUAUGCGUGCAGACGUGGCGGUGGUUUGUGCCGUCGUUUGUCGAGCGAGAAUCAUCGUCACAUGUUUCAUGAGCUCGAAGUACAGCCAAGUUUAUGGGCAAGCCGGGAGUACGAUGCCAUCCCCGGAACAGAGCCAGACGAGGAGGUAGUUGAUGAAAUAAGAACCGUUCGAUUGUCAUGGUUAACAAAGCUUGUAUGGGUUUUAUACAAUAUUGCGUCAAAUGCUUGCAUUCUUGUAACCCUAGCAUUCUGGAUUUUACUUUAUCCAGGUAUGCAUCUGAGUGGUUUGGAAUUGAUGCUCAAUAUUCAACUUCACGGGAUAACCUCUGUUAUUAUUAUAAUAGAGAUAUGCGUUACCGCCAUACCUGUAAGGUUACCACAUUUUAUUUACACGCUUUUGUACGGUUUACUUUAUAUCUUAUUCAGCGGGAUUUAUUACGCAGUUGAUCAUAGACAUGUACUGUACCCACAUGUUCUUGACUGGAGUGAGCCAGGAAGGACGGCUGUUAUUUUAGUCCUUUCUGCGUUUGUUGCAUUGCCUCUUGUACAGCUGUUUUUAUUUGGAAUCUCAAAACUUCGGCUUUUUAUAUUUGAUAGAUGUAACCCAGAACAAUUGUAAUUUGAUACCAGUUUAAUACCACUUAUUCUUAAACAGAUUUUUACUUAUAUUAAAAAAUAUUCUGCGAAAAAAAAUCUUAAAGAUAAUUAAUCUUUUUAUUGUUUUUAGAAAAAGUAUGAUUUUUAUUCAUGUGCAAUAGGACAAAUAGUUUUUUUUUGCAUCCAUAUUACUUUAACAGGGUUGGGGCAUUCGUGGCCGAGUGGUUAAGGUCAUGACUUCAAACCACUUGCCCCUCACCGCUGUGGGUUCGAAUCUGGACAGGGACUUUGGAUUCUUUCAUGUGAGGAAGCUAUCCAGCUGGCUUACGGAAAGUCAGUGGUUCUAUUCAGGUGCCCGACCGUGCCUUAAAUAAUGCAUGGAAGGUCUUCCUUCACCAGUAAAGCUGGAAUGUCGCCAUAUGACCUGUAUGUGUGGGUGUGACUUAAAAUCAAAUCAAACAACAAAAAUUACUUUAACAGAGUUAUGGCCCUUUGAUAUUUUUAACACUUAAUGAAUUUUAGGCAUUCUUUUUCAAUGCUUAUGUCUGAGGAAGAACCUUGUGAGAGAUAUGACAUUUAUAUACUGUAUACUUUAACAUGGAAGUUCAUUUCUUAAUUGUUUGCUACAGCUGCUGAUACCUUAUGAAAUCUUUGGGUGGACUUUAUGAACCUUCAUAAAACUUUUUUUAUGAAAAUGGCAUCUAAAGUUAGUGAACCUCAGGUGUGGAGCAAGGAUUUUUUACCAGAGAGGGUUGCAAAAUUCUUACAAAGGGAAAUGCAUGUUUCAAAGGGGGUUGGCAUUUUACUAGUUUUGUAGAGGAGGUCAUGAGCCAAUAUUUUGCUGUUCUUCACUUGUUUUUGCAAGAUUUUUGUUUAAAAAAAAAGCAUAAGCUGGUAUCAAAAUCUCAACUCCCACCCCCCUUGGAUCCAAGCAUGGACCUAAUUAAUAACAACAUUUUUGUAUAAAAACACAACAAGACAAUACAUGGAAAUUAUUGUCUUCUAUGUGAUUUAUCCAAGUUGAAAGGGUUUAUUUCAUUAUAAAACUUAUCUCUUAACUUGCAGAAUUUCUAACAUUGAGUUGUCCAGCUUCCAUUUUUGGAGCUGUUGAUUUUCAAUUUUUAAGAUCAAGAUGAAAACUUGAAAUCGGUCAGUCUGGUUAGACUUCAGAUUUGUUUACAUUGUUCUUGCAUAUUAAAGUAUAAAAAGCUGUCUCUCAGACUCUGCUGUAAAAAUUAUUGUUUUGAAAUUUUGGAAAAGAAUACUUCUAAAAUACCUCUAUGAAAAAAAUAUGUUUUUAUUUUUAGCUCACCUGUCACAAAGUGACAUGAUGAGCUUUUGUGAUCGCUUUUUGUCCGGCGUCCUUCUGUCUCUCCAGCGUCCGUCCGUAAACUUUUACUUUAAAUGACAUCUCCUCAUAAACCGCUUAGCCAAUUUCAUCCAAACUUCACAGGAAUGUUCCUUUGGUAGUCAACUUUAAAAGAUGUUCAAAGAAUUUAAUUCCAAGGAGAACUCUGGUUGCCAUGGCAACCGAAAGAAAAAACUUAAAAUAUCUACUUUUAGAAAACUGAAAGAGCUAGAGCUUAAAUAUUUGGCAUGAAACAUCAUAUAGUCAGUGUCUACCAAGUUUGUUUAAAUAAAUGCCCUGGGGUCAAAAUUGGCCCUGCCCCUGGGGGUCAUUGAUUUUCCUUAUAUAGUAAAAACUUAAAAAUCUUCUUUUAAAAAACACAAAUAGCUAGAGCUAAGAUAUUAAGCAUGAAACAUCCUGUAGUGGGUGUCUACCAAGUUUGUUCAAAUAAAAGCCCUGGGAUCAAAAUUUGCCCCGCCGAGGGGGGGGGGGGGUCAUUGUUUUUCCCUAUAAUUAUGUAUAUAGUAAAAACUUAAGAAAUCUUCUUAUAAAAACCCCAAAGAGUUAGAGCUUAGAUAUUUAUCAUGAAACAUCUUCUUAUGGGUGUCUACCACGUUUGUUCAAAUAAAAGCCUCUGGUUUAAAAUUGGCCUUGGCCCAGGGGCCUAUAUACAGGUGAGCGAUUUAAGGCCCUCUUGUUUCUAAGUGUGAAUGGUACAUGCAGGAAACAAUAGCUAAAAGGCUAAAACCCUUCCUAGAAUAUCAGCAAAAUAUUUUGUUCCAGAACAUUUUAUUCAGUUUACGUACAAUAUUUAUAUGUGUUCAAUUACAGAGACAUUCUUUGUGACAUUUCUUUCAAGAAUCUACUAUAGUAUCAUGAGCACUAUUUGAUUUUAUUGUUUAUAAAGAAGUUUAUAGAAGCAUUUCAGCUUCAAAAAAAAUGUAGCUUUAUACUUUUUAUGGUUUGAAUUAUUUAUUUACACAUUUUUUAAUGAAGUAGAUUCGUGAAGAUCUGUUAAAACCUGAAUUUAUGUAAGUUUACCUACUUCAAUAUCCAUUUGUGAGGACAUCUGUCCUUACUAACUGUUCUUUACAGUAUGUAUGUGUUGUUAAGUGUUAUAAUUAUAAUAUGUAACAUGUUUGGUAUGUUUGACCUUUCAAGGUCAUUUACUGGGUGUUGGGGUUUAGGUUUAUUGGGCCAAGGUCACUUAGGCUUUUCUUUACUUUAACCUUUUACCCCAUGAGCAUAUUGCGAAAAAUGGCCAUUUUCACUGAAAAGCCUCCUGUAACAAGUUCAAACUGCUAUGAAAGUAUGAAAAAUGCUUCAAUACUAAUGAAACUUGGCACAAAUGUUGACUACACCAUAGCCUCUGUAACAGCAUGCUCAAUGGUAAAUUUCCUGUUACCAUGGCAACGGGGGGACGUCUCAAAAUUGCCAAAAAUCACUAUUUUGCAUUGUUUUUUUCCAUCAAAACUGAUUUCAAAGUGCUGCAACUUCUCAAUGAAUUGUGAUAGAGUAAAAGGCUUUUCAGCGUCGGUUACUAGCUACCCUAGGUUCGACCUGAGGCCAUUUUUAGCCUGCCACAUGUCCAAAUUUUUCUUGGAGAUGAGGGGGACUCCGCCCCCUUCAAACCCCCCAAACAGAAGGGGGUACAUCCCCCUUCUGGCAACCCCCUGAUGUAAUAUUUGGAUGG
Molecule: messenger RNA, 4174 nt
Organism: Ruditapes philippinarum (Manila clam)
Lineage: Eukaryota; Metazoa; Mollusca; Bivalvia; Venerida; Veneridae
Product: protein rolling stone-like
Exons: 3
Coding region: 238-1155 (305 amino acids)
Cellular component (GO): membrane
Source: RefSeq, a predicted model, not a curated record